Molecule: messenger RNA, 2719 nt
Organism: Helobdella robusta
Lineage: Eukaryota; Metazoa; Annelida; Clitellata; Rhynchobdellida; Glossiphoniidae
Exons: 8
Coding region: 1-2292 (763 amino acids)
Source: RefSeq, a predicted model, not a curated record
AUGAAUAAUGAUUACACUGGCAGGGCGGUUUAUCAGCAGCAGCCUAGAUUUGAUCCCGGACCGGAAAUAAGAAAUGACGUCACGGAGGGCUACCACCUUUUCGAGUUCAAGGUCGUUGACGUUGAGGGCAACAGUGCCAUCUUCGUCACCUGUCCCGGUAUAACGCCUCCCCCCAUUGGUGACGUCACAUGCGACAACCAAUCACAUUCGUUGCUGUACGGCACUCGAUGUUCCCUCUCUUGCCCUACUGGCUACGGCAAUUCGGGUCAGCCAGUAGAAUGUCAGAGAAACGGGUCAUGGUCGGGGUAUGUGGGUCACUGUAAAGUCCUAACCUGUCACGACCCGUCCACACCUCUACACUCCACACGGCACUGCACACACCCGCGGCACGGCACCCACCACUUCCACCGACACGAGACGACGUGUUACUACACGUGUCUACCCGGAUAUCGUCUGACCGGAAACAGCAGCAGUAUCCAGUGCCUUGCCACAGAAUUCGGCCGAGCCGAAUGGACGCACGCGGCCCCAACUUGCCAAAGAAUCAUUCCACCAAUCAUAAACAACUGUCCAAAAGAACCAAUAUACUUGACCUCAUUUAAGCCGGAAACGGAUGUAUAUUCACCGGAAGUGACUUUUAUAAAUCGAACUUCGGGAAGGAAAAUUGAUCACGUUUGCAGUCAUUUUUUUUCUUCAAACAAACGUGCUUUUCCCAUUGGUCAGCACAAUAUCACGUGUCACAUGACGCAGCCGGAAGUAGAGGGUGAUGACCAGCAGCACGUCGUUUCGUGCAAAUAUAUUUGUGACGACGGUCUCGUUUAUCCGCGAACAUUCGCCAGCCAACUGGAAAAAUUUGACUACACGUGCAGCGGAAGUGAAGGCGUCUGGCAUCCGUUUCCGUUUGUUCCCGGAUGCGUGGUCCCGAGAAUCCCGAAUGAACUCAAACUUCCGGUUGAAAUCUGGCAGAAACUAUCCCCAUCAACAUCCGCCAUCAAUAACGUUACCGGCAUAAAAACCCUGGCGACGAUCAGUACCAAAAACACCGUAAACUGCGCAUCCCUACUUCCGGGGGGCCUUACAAAAUGGCGGCUUCUAAAGAAAUCAAGUUUCCGGGAGAUGAUAAUUUCUGAGAGUAAAGUGUGCUCAACCGUGCAGAAGAACUGCCUGAUUGAAGAUUUCACUGUGGAAUGUUUUAGUGACGACGACGAUGAUGAUGGUGGUGGUGGUGUGGGUGGUGUUGAUGGCGGUGGCAUGGGUGUUGGUGAUGUUGUUCAUCAUGGUCAUGAUGAUGAUAGUCAGAAAUCUGACCGCAAAAACAUUAAUAAUAAUGACAACAGCAGCAGCAGCAGCAAUAUCAAUGAUGGGAUUCUUCGAAGAUUAAAAAAGAAUGUCAAGCCAUCUGAAAAUGACAUAACGAUUUAUAAUAAUAAUUAUAAUAAUAAAAAUAAAAAAUAUAGUCUCAGUAGUUCAUCAUUCCAGAGAUCAACAACAAAAACGAGGCACGACAACAACAACAACGCUGUGAACAUUUACAGUAAAACGUCAUCGUCGAGGCACCGACCAAUCAGAUCGAGGUAUAACAUAGCAACGACCAAUAAAAUUCGACAGAGCAAACGCUCCGUCCAAUCAAAAAACGCCUACAUUUUAGUUAGGUUUAAAUUCGCAACUAAAAUUAAAACCCAGGCAAAUACAUUAAGAAAUGACAACAACAACAAUAAUAGCAUCAAUUACAACAAUAACAACCACAAUCGUAAGAAUAACAACAUAAAAGAAUAUACUAUUGAAAAUUCGCAACAACAUCAACAUCAACAACAACAACAUCAACUACAACAGCAUCAACAACAACAGCAAGACAACGACCCAAUGCACAUAUGGACUGAAUCAUACCACAAGACAGUUCUAACACUAGAAUGUAUGUUCAAGAGUCUACAGAGAUUGCUUAAAACAGAGCAAAUUUCGAUUAUAACCGAAACUAAAAGUGAAAUUAACGACAAUGACAUCAUCAACAACAACAACAGUAACAACAUCUAUAACAUUAAAGUAAGCAAAAACGUCAUCAAUAAUAACAACAUCUACAACAACAAUAAAAGCAACAUUAAUAACAUGACAAUAAUUAAGCAUGUUAUAACAGCAGCUUGUGAUUUUGAAUACGAAUAUUAUGAGCGCUAUCUAGCUUGCGUUCCGUGUGGUUCUGGAACGUAUUACAACACAUCAAGAGGCAAGUGCGUUCCCUGUCCAACUGGUCGAAUCCAGCCCGAAGAAGCCAAGUUCAACUGCAUAUAUAGCCAUCAAUGAUGACGACGACGAUGAUGAUGGUGGUGAUGAUUUUAAUGAUGAUUGUGAUAAUGAUAACGAAGGUAUGCUGUUGCUGCUGAUGAUGACAAUAACAGAGUGAUGAUGAUGAGAACGUUGAUGAAAAAGACGACGACGACGAUGAUAAAAAUACGACAGUUGCUAAUGUCCAAGCCUACGUUCACUCUUUAAUUAUUUAUGGCCAGAUCGUAACAUACUCAUCUUCAUCUUCACCUUCACCAUAAUUUUCAUCAUCAUCAUCUUCACCAUCAUUUUAAUCAUCCUCACCACCAUCAUCGUCAUUAUCACUUUUAUUAGAAUCAUCUCUAUCAUCUUCAAUAACACAAUCAACAUAAUCAGCAGUAGUUGCAGUAGUAGCGGUAGCAGCCACAAUAACAUCACCACCACAAUAACUAUAAUCAAAAGUUUC